AGGGGUGGGCAGGGAAGCAGAUGGGUAUAUAAAAGACGGAAGCGGGCAUCACAGCAUCAGUCCUUGCCCUCUCCUGCUGUAGUGAUGAAGGUUCUGGUGGCUGUGGUGUUGCUCGGCGUGGUGGCGGCGGCGGUCAUUGCCACCCCCGAUGAUGACUACUUCUUCUACCGCCGCCCCAUCCGUCCCGUGGUGCAUGUGUUGAGGCCCACUAGGCCCACCAGAUACGUGGUGCGGCAGUAUGUGGCACCCUUCAGUCCCUACCACUUCUUUGACGAUGACCACUUCGACCGCAAGAAGCGAAGCGCUGAACCAGAGCCUGUUGCCGAAGCCUCCAACUCCCGCAAGAAGAGAGAUGCGGACUUCGAUGACGAUUUUCCUUGGUAUUCUGUAGGCCACGUGGCGCCCAGGUUCUACAGCAGGCCCAGAGUGUACUACCGCCCUGCCCCAGUCGUGCCCUACGUUUUUGGCCGCGGCUUCUUCGAUGAUAAGUGAUCAGCGAAUACAGGACGAAGGGUAACCCCAAAACAUUAGAAUUAGCAUCCAUUUCUUCUUUGUACUUCAGUCUCAUUUCCUGUUUCCUCUCUGGCACAUAAUUAAUUCUAUUGUUAAUUCCAAAGUUUUCUUGUGAUGUAAUUUUGACUUGGGUGCGUAAGUUCUUUGUAAAAUACUGUGAUGAGAUGACUCAACUAUAUAUUUAUCAGGGCUCUUGAUCUACCCGUGUACCUGUGUACUAUCUGUUAACAAAUUUCUCAGGCCCACUAUAUUUCCGAUUUUCUUAAUAAAGGUUUAAAGA
Messenger RNA from Scylla paramamosain (green mud crab), 793 nucleotides. RefSeq lists its product as uncharacterized. The coding region runs from base 85 to 492 and encodes 135 amino acids. The record is from RefSeq and is a predicted model, not a curated record. NCBI's taxonomy places the organism in Eukaryota, Metazoa, Arthropoda, Malacostraca, Decapoda, Portunidae. The transcript has 2 exons.